Messenger RNA from Gadus chalcogrammus (walleye pollock), 1807 nucleotides. Its product is annotated as prostaglandin E synthase 3-like. The transcript is spliced from 8 exons. The coding region runs from base 233 to 715 and encodes 160 amino acids. Gene Ontology annotation, biological process: protein folding; telomerase holoenzyme complex assembly; prostaglandin biosynthetic process. Lineage: Eukaryota; Metazoa; Chordata; Actinopteri; Gadiformes; Gadidae. The record is from RefSeq and is a predicted model, not a curated record. Gene Ontology annotation, molecular function: prostaglandin-E synthase activity; Hsp90 protein binding; protein-folding chaperone binding. Gene Ontology annotation, cellular component: nucleus; cytosol.
CUGUCGGUGAAGGCUCUAGUCGAGAGUCGUACUUGAGGAUAGGUUAUUCUAGAAACCUCUGGUACCCGGAAGCUGCGUCAGUAUCGUCAUUCUCGUCAGGCGAUAGGCUACAGAUUUCGGAGUCCAGUCAUUGGAGCCGUUGCCGUGUGAACACAUUGUUAAUUUUGCUUUUAUAGCAUUGCUGUCAAAAUAAUACCAGCUACUCCGUGAAGACUAUCGACGCUAGGACAACAUGAUUCCAGCAUCUGCAAAGUGGUACGACAGACGGGAUGCUGUUUACAUAGAGUUCUGCGUGGCAGACAGCAAGGAUGUCAAGGUCAACUUUGAUAAAACAAAGUUUGGAUUUACUUGUAUCGGAGGAACUGACAAUGUCAAACAUGAAAAUGAAGUUGACCUCUUCGAAGCCAUUGAUCAAAGUGAAUCCAAACAGAAACGCACAGACCGCUCAGUGUUGUGCUGUUUACGGAAAGCGGAGCCAGGGAAGGCAUGGCCCAGGCUAACAAAAGAGAAAGCUAAGCUCACUUGGCUCAGCGUUGAUUUCAACAACUGGAAAGACUGGGAGGAUGACUCCGAUGAGGAGAUGGGCAACUUUGACCAAUUCUCAGAUAUGAUGAACAACAUGGGAGGUGAGGAUGACCUACCUGAUCUAGAUGGAGCAGCAGAAGAUGAGGACUCUGCGGAUAGUGAUGAUGAAAAAAUGCCAGACUUGGAAUAGAAGACUUGAAACCCUGAAUGGAGAGGCAAGGAGAGAAAGCAGGGGGAUUCAUUAAACUGUAUAUCUUGAAAUAUGAAGGCAGUGACAAAGCUGUACACAUGAGUUGGUAGCCAUAUUUAAAUCCAUAGCCUCAACUCCAAUACAUUACCAUCAGUCCACUGAAGGUUGUUAUGCAUUGUAUUGUACAGAGCAGAUAUCUCCACUUCCAUUUAUAGUACUGCGUUUUUGGGGUAUCCUGUUUUGCCGUUAAUUACAGCUAAGCACAUGUUUUCGUAAAAAAAAAAAAAGACCAUAGUUGUCCUCAACUGAGCAAUACAUGUCAGGAUAUUUACAAAUUGGUUUGUGAUGUGGAAAAAGGCUUACUAACAAUACAAGGUUUUGAGUUUCAGUCUAGUAAAUCUUCUCAAAUUACUUUGGAAGGCACAACCCCAGACCUUAGUUGGAAUAAAUGUAAUUUCUGAUUCGGUUAUUUAAAGUUCUUCAUGUGGCAUGUAUUCAAUAUCAAGGGACCUAUCAAGUGUCUGUAGCUUAGUGCUCCAGCCUACAUAUUUUCUCCCGUGUCUUAUCUGCUUGUGGUCUUUUGUAAAAUUGGAACAUUCUGUCUGUAACUCCACUUAAACAAACGAAAAACUGCAUAUUCUUAAUCAUAACGUAACAGUUACUGGAAUAUACUUUUAAUCAUCCCGUACAUUUUGUUAUCUUUAGCAGCAGACUCCACCUCCGCCUAACAUUCUCACUUAAGUCUUCAUAAGAAAGUUAACAUGCUGUUUUCAGACCGAGGCAGGCAUGGAAGACAUCCAGUUUUCUUCUACCCUCAAGUUUAUUUUCCAAGUUAAACUAGAAUAGAUCCUCCCUUGGUGGUCAUGUUUGUGUUGAAAUGAAAUGGCUCUGUGUAAUGACCAAAUUAUAUUUGCACUGUCAAAAUGAUGGGGGAGACAAUUGAGCAUGCCGGUAGUUGUGUAUUUCAACUGGUGGUUGGGUAUUUCAACCUAGUUAUCACAGGCUGGUUAAUCACCAACUUCGGUUAUUGUUAAAUUACAGUGGAACCGUUUUUUUAUUUGUCUACAUCUUUCUAAUAAACUGUCUAAAUCA